This is a messenger RNA of Desarmillaria tabescens, 2606 nucleotides long. RefSeq lists its product as uncharacterized. Lineage: Eukaryota; Fungi; Basidiomycota; Agaricomycetes; Agaricales; Physalacriaceae. The transcript has 13 exons. The record is from RefSeq and is a predicted model, not a curated record. Bases 83 to 2557 code for a protein of 824 amino acids. Gene Ontology annotation, biological process: cell surface receptor signaling pathway.
GAUAGACGCCAAGAUAUAAAUUAGGACCGGGGCUGUACAUACGCAUCGCCCUUUCUUCCUUCCCACUACCACCACCACAGAUAUGCCUCGCAUUUUCAACAUCGACCAAUUGAUUCAGGGAGCCAAGCUUGCUGCUGCUGCAGGCGAGAUGGUUCCAUUCCCGUAUGUCAAAGGUGCUGCGCAAUGCGCAGUGAUUAUUCUGGAGGCAAUUGAGAAAGCUGGAAAGAAUGACAACGACCUUCAGGAACUGGCGGAAGAUAUCGGGGCGACUAUGUGCAUCGUUAAAGAAACCAUCGAGGCACACGGGGUUGCAAGUGCGACGCAUUUUCAUGAUGUGUGCGCGGAAUUCCAGACAUAUCUCGAGAAUUUACUUUCGAAGCUUAACACCACACAACAUAACCUGGAGGGAAGACGGUUUAAACGCUUCCUCAAAGCCCUGAAGGCAAAGAGCGUUUCAGAUACUAUCGAUGGGUACAAGCAACGGAUGAACAAGAUCAAGUCGGAUUACAUUGUUUCCGGUAUUACUAACUUGCAGUUAGGGAUGCCUGAGGUGCGAGAUGAUUUGAGCACCAGAAUCACUGAGGCUACGGAGACGUCACGUUUACGGAUCACAUCCACCAUUGAAUCUCGAUCUGAUCACAUCGUAGGUGAGAUACAGAAUCUGCGAGCCAUUCAAAGUGAGCAGAUGUCUCAGAUCUGUAUGAAACUUCAGGAUAGGAAUGGAUAUUAUAAAGGAGAGGUCCGAGAUCUUGCUCCAGGGGAUAUUAACCUCAUCAAGUUGUUUUGUCCAUGGUGUCAUGCUGUCCAUUGCCAGGACAUGCGUCAUUGCCAGGACAUGCGUCAUUGCUGGGCAGCUAGUCAUUACCAGUCCAUUCAUGAUCACCAGGAUGGCCACUGCGAAGUCAAGAACAGUAAUAAAAUUAAGUUAAUUCGCAUAUACCAGCCAUCAACUGAUAACAGCAGAGACAUAAUACAAAAACUUGAUCAUGAUAUUAAUCUCUUCAUCAAACCCAAGCAUCCAAAUAUUGCCCAAGUCUUUGGUGUAUGUAGGUCACUAAAUCUUCCAGCAAUUAUAUUCCAUGGUGCAAUGCGAGUCUCUGUCUAUGAAUAUUUGAGAAGUAUGAUAUCUGCAAAGGAUAUCAUACCAUUCUAUGUUGAAUUUCUUCAUGAUAUGGAGGUAUACCAUACAUCUCUGUGGAUACCUGAAUACUCAUUCUUUAAGUCACUCUCAGAUCAUUUGAAAAGGUACUAUCCAUCUUGCAAACCAGAAAGCAAAGCAGAUGAAACUGACACCUACAUCAAUGAACAUGGAAAACUUGUUAUUGCAACAAUAUCUGAAAGCUACUUCCUAGGAUUUCCAAUCAGCUCCUCAAUUGAUUAUGUGGCACUUCGCUAUCAAAUCUUUGUUACCAUUGGUUAUUGUAUAAGGGCCUACUCAUCAUUACAGAAGAGGGAUAUAUUGCCUCUCUAUCAGAUUCUCUGGGACUAUGCUUUCCAAUCUCAGAUCAUUUAUCCAAGUCAGGAAUGUCAACCUUAUGCACCAGGUAGUAUAUUAGCCUUGCAUGGACAGACUUUGGUUGGGAGAAUCCAGAGUAGAUUGGAUGAAUGGGUCAUAGAGUGGUGGCCUUCUUAUGAGUGCACUGUGGAGAGAUUUAGUUUAUCAUUGAAGGACAGUGAAUCAAUCACUGUGGAUCCUUUUACUCCUCUGAAGGAAGAAAACACUAUUCCUUUAUUAUAUCCUGGGACAAAGUCAUAUCAUAUUACAGUCUACCCACAUUCAAGCCUUGAGAUCUCAUAUUCAUGGAUUGCACAGGCUUCCUACCUUCACUCCAGAUAUUGUGUAGAUGAUGAUGAGGAGGACCUAGAUCUGAUAAAUGGAGCCUUUUGCAUUAGCCUCAUUCCAGAGGAUAAGCAUAACUGUUGCUUUUGUCUUAGUAAUACAUUUAUGGCAGAAGAGCCACAUACACUCUCAUUAUUAAUAAGGCCUCCCAUCAUCAAUAAUCAGACCAACAAAAUAUCCUGGCCUGUCCUCUCUUGGCUCUAUGACACAGAUUUGGAAAUUUCACAAAAGGAAGCAGAGGAACAGUUUAAUUUCAAGGCUGAAUUUAUCUAUCAUACACAACAGUUGAGUGCAUCAGUGCUAACAGCUAUACCAGAGUUGAAUGCAGAGUAUGGAUUCAAUCCUGCAUGUAGAGGUAGAGAUAUAUGUGAGCAUUAUGGACUGCCAUUUAUGGAGAUCAUUGACAUGUCUUCACCUGUGGAAGAAUUGAUGACAAGUGAUGUUGUAUCUGAUGCUUUUGCACCUGUGUCAAUCAUUUCAGAUGGCACAUAUCAGAUCUUGCAUGAAGAGGCCAGUUCUCCACAGGGAAAUGAUGUAGAUGCAGCCAUGGGGACAGUCAAGGAAGUGCAUGUUGAUGAAGCACUGACCAAGGUGGAAAUCACUACUGUCUUGCAGCAGGACAGGCAAUACAGCUGCUCAGAGUUAUUCAUCAUGAUCUUAGUAACUGCUAUCAGCACUCUUCUGCUGUCCUUCAUUGUUCAGGCUUACUUACAAUAGAUGUGUAUAUAUAAUACCUAGAUACUUUGUUCUUACUGUUGAUAAUGAG